CGGCCCCACAGCCUGCCCACCAUUCGGUCGCGCGCCGGCCGCGGCGACAUGGGGGGCUGCUGAGAGCGGACGUUUUUCUCUCUGGCACCACCUACGGCCACUGGCCUCUGGCCUCUGGCCAGCAAGCCUCGGGCACCUCUGGCCCCCAGUCCGGCGCCUGGCACGGCCCUCCGUUCUGCUCCUCCGGCUCUGAGCAUCGUGUCCCCGCCCCCCCCGCCCGCGCCUGGGACACCUGGGUCCCCCGGCGGCCCCUAGGAGAGGGGCGGGGGGGGCAUGAAGCCACUGGAGAAAUUUUUGAAGAAGCAGACGUCGCAACUGGCCGGGCGAACGGUGGCGGGAGGUCCCGGCGGGGGUCCGGGGAGCUGCGGUGGGCCCGGAGUUGGUGGGGGAUCCGGCGGGGGCAGCGGUCCGACAGGGGGACCGCGGCCACUGCAGCGGCGGCAGAGCGUGUCGCGCCUGCUUCUCCCAGCUUUCCUCCGGGAGCCCCCCGCCGAGCCGGAGCUGGAGCCGCCAGCCGAGGAGGAAGCGGGAGAGCUGGCGGGGGUCGCGGAGGAGCCGGGCAGCGGGGGACCCUGUUGGCUGCAGCUCGAGGAGGUGCCGGGCCCUGGGCCGCUCGGGGGCGGGGGUCCCUUGCGCUCCCCGUCCUCGUACUCCUCGGACGAGCUGUCCCCGGGCGAGCCCCUAACUCCGCCGCCCUGGGCCCCCCUGGGCGCCCCCGAGCGGCCGGAGCAUCUUCUGCACCGGGUUCUGGAGCGGCUGGCCGGAGGGGCCACCAGGGACAGCGGCGCAUCAGAUAUCCUGCUGGAUGACAUCGUCCUCACACACUCGCUCUUCCUCCCAACGGAGAAAUUCCUGCAGGAGCUCCACCAGCUCUCCUUCGUUCGGGCGGGGGGCAUGGAGGGCCGAGAGGGGCUGGGCCGGAAGCAGGCCUGUCUAGCUAUGCUCCUCCAUUUCCUGGACACCUUCCAGGGCCUGCUGCAAGAGGAAGAGGGGGCCGGCCACAUCAUCAAGGACCUGUACCUGCUAAUUAUGAAAGAUGAGUCCCUUUACCAGGACCUCCGAGAGGACACACUGAGGCUGCACCAGCUUGUGGAGACGGUGGAGCUGAAGAUUCCAGAGGACAGCCAGCCGCCCAGCAAGCAGGUGAAGCCCCUCUUCCGUCACUUCCGCCGGAUAGACUCCUGUCUGCAGACCCGAGUGGCCUUCCGGGGCUCUGACGAGAUUUUCUGCCGGGUCUACAUGCCCGACCACUCCUACGUGACCAUCCGCAGCCGCCUCUCAGCGUCUGUGCAGGACAUCCUGGGCUCUGUGACCGAGAAACUGCAGUACUCGGAGGAGCCCGCGGAGCGGGAGGAGUCCCUCAUCCUGGUAGCUGUGGCCUCCUCGGGAGAGAAGGUCCUUCUCCAGCCCACUGAGGACUGCGUUUUCACCACGCUGGGCAUCAACAGCCACCUGUUUGCCUGUACCCGGGACAGCUAUGAAGCCCUGGUGCCUCUCCCAGAGGAGAUCCAGGUGUCCCCUGGAGACACGGAGAUCCACCGAGUGGAGCCCGAGGACGUUGCCAACCACCUUACAGCCUUCCACUGGGAGCUGUUCCGCUGUGUGCACGAGCUGGAGUUCGUGGACUACGUGUUCCACGGGGAGCGCGGCCGCCGGGAGACGGCCAACCUGGAGCUGCUGCUGCAGCGCUGCAGCGAAGUCACGCACUGGGUGGCCACCGAGGUGCUGCUCUGCGAAGCCCCGGGCAAGCGCGCGCAGCUGCUCAAGAAGUUCAUCAAGAUCGCAGCCAUCUGCAAGCAGAACCAGGACCUGCUCUCCUUCCUCGCUGUGGUCAUGGGGCUGGACAACGCCGCCGUCAGCCGCCUGCGGCUCACCUGGGAGAAGCUGCCGGGGAAAUUCAAGAACUUGUUCCGCAAAUUCGAGAACCUCACAGACCCCUGCAGGAACCACAAAAACUACCGCGAAGUGAUCUCCAAAAUGAAGCCCCCCGUCAUUCCCUUUGUGCCUCUGAUCCUCAAAGACCUGACAUUCCUGCAUGAGGGGAGUAAGACCCUUGUAGACGGCUUGGUGAACGUUGAGAAGCUGCAUUCAGUGGCCGAGAAAGUGAGGACAAUCCGUAGAUACCGGAGCCGGCCCCUCUGCCUGGACAUGGAGGCGUCCCCCCAUCACCUGCAGACCAAGGCCUAUGUGCGCCAGUUCCAGGUCAUCGACAACCAGAACCUCCUCUUCGAGCUCUCCUACAAGCUGGAGGCUAACAGUCAGUGAGCACGCAGAAGCUGCCGCUCCCACGCCCGCCGGGCUCUGGGGGCAGCUGGCACUCAGGCACUUUGCUCGAUAUCCCGACCCACAGUUGGACCUCCUCCCCACCCCACGGGAAGAGCUGGACAGACCGCCCCUAGGCCCCCAAGCCUGUCCCUCCUGCCGAAGUCCUCACCCCCUGCCCCGUUCAACCCCGCGUGGCAGUGGCCCCGUGCAAGGUGGCAGGGCCCCCUCCUCCAGCCCUCCCGUUGAGGAUGGUUCCGGGGAAGGAGUUCCGGCUGCUUCCACAGCGGGAAGGGCAGCAGGUGCCUCUCAGAGCAGGCCUGUGGCAGUGCUGCCUGGCCUUCGUCUCCACCAGCUGUCCGGCUCCGCUGGUCAGGGCUGUGAGCCCCUGGAACACGACGUCACCCUGUGUGUGUGUGUGUGUGUGUGUAUCUGCACCCCCUUUUAGGGAACAGGAGCGUGUCUGGUACUUGAGGGAGCGUAUUGUGUGUGCUGGGGGAGAUUUCCUUCUGUUUGGUGCUACCCUUGUCUGCCAUGCCCCUGGGACCAGGCAGGUACUCCCCCACCCCGCCACUCCCUGCCAGCCUCCUCCUGCUGCCCUGCAAGCCCAGUCUUGUGGGCCAAGCGGCUCCCCAGGGCAGGGAGCAGCAGCAGGUGGGCGGGGCUACCCAUCAGUCCUUGCGAGCCCCCCCUCAGGCCUCCUGAAGGUCCCUGAUGGGUAAAAGAUGCUCAGGGAAACACGGGCCUAUCUGCCAGUAGCACGAUCCCUCUGCCUGGCAGUAGGGUGCAGCAGUAUCAGGAGCCUGUCGCCCUCACUCCUACUUUUUCGAGUGUCUCACUGCUAGGGAGGGAGUUGCUUGCUUGUGUCUGGUGCCAAGAGUGUGGUCUCUGCUCUUCUCCCUUCCCAACUCCCCCUUUGUCCCCCCCCCCAGAGUGGGGGUGGGGCGGAUCCAUGUUCCUGGGGCAGGCAGCCCCACCCCCGCAGAAGUGGGGGAUGAACACUGGAGUCUGCUGAGGCCUUGAUUACCUCUCUGUCUCCCCUCCCUCUCCCCCUCCCAUCGUGGGCCUCUAGGGUUGAGGGGUGCAGGGCUCCUGGCAGCUACUGGGUGAGGUUCCUGGUGCAGCCUCACUCUCCGUUCUGGCACCCCCUCUUUCCCUUCUGAAGAAGCCACAGCAAGAGCAGCUGCGCUCCACGCUGAGGGUUGUAUAUAUUUUGUAUCCAAAGCUCUGGAAUUGUACAUUUAUUUUUUAAACCUCAAAGAGGGAAAGAGCCUUGUAUCAUAUGUAAAAAGUGUAUCAUAGGCUACAUUGUACAGUCCCUUCUACCCAGCAGUCUGUUUUGUCUACAGACAGGCGCUGUGUCCAGCCCCCUCCAGUCCUCACAGUGCCCACGGCCCCUCCUGCUCUCUGCCUCUUCCCUGCAACUGCGAUGCAUCUCCUCUCCCUGCAGCCCCAGACUUCCCGCCCCUGGUCCUGACCCCUCUCAGCAGCUUCUCCAUCCCGCUCCCUUGAGCCCCCUCGAAUCCUGAGACCUGCUGGCCCAGUCUUGGCUGCUGCUUGCCCCUAGCCUUGACGCCUGUCCUGCCACCUCCCAGGGUCCCCACUCCCCACCCCGCCCCUGUCCCUGCCCCCUGCCCCACAGCUUUACCAGAGUGAACCGUGUGUAUUGUACAGGUUGUCCUUGCACACACUGCUGGCUGGAGAAGCAGCCGAUAAAGCCUAUGAGUCAACCUGCCUGCUCUUCUCCAUUCUGCUUCUUUGAGGCUGGGGAAGGGGAAGAGGGGCUGGCCUCCCAAUGCUCAGGGCCGGCUUGCAGGGCUCUUCUGGAGUGACCUUGGCCAUGUGGUGAGAGGAAAGCAUGUCAGCAUCACAGACGCUUCCCUAAGUGCCUGGAACCUGGCAGAGUACGCACCUUUGCACCUUCGUUUGGGUUGCAUAAACAGGUGAUCAUUUUAAUUCUCACUUAGGGCGAGAGAGAAAGAGGGAGCAGAACUGGUACCCUAACCAGGUCUGUCUGCUGCAGACAGCAUGCAAGUUCCCACAACCAAUACUUCCACUUCCACUAAGAUAGGAGGCACAGAGAACCUAGCAUUAGGCUCUAAUAGCAGUCUAAGCUCCAGUGACGUCAGAGAUCAAAUAGCUACCUGGGAGCCCUUGAUCUUCACCGGUCCUGGGUCUUUUCCUCCCUUAAUCUCUCAUCCACCUAGAUUUCCAAGGCAAAACCUAGGAUUCACCCUAGAUGCUUCUUUCCUCCUAUCCUCACCGAUCACGUUAGCCAGGCCCAUUGGCUACAGUUCUAGAUCGUAUCCUGCUCAGUCCACUUCUCUGUGCCCACUCGCAUCCAGGCCUUCCUGUCUUCCCUGGAUGACUACACUGGCCUCCCACCAGGUCCCCCAGCUUCCUCUCUCCAACCCAGCCCUCCUCACUAUCAGUUGAGUUGCCAGAUUGCAACCAGGGUGGUGCGGGGUGAGCAUUUGGCCUAGAGGUUAAGAAACCCAUAUCUCAUACCAAGCCAGGUUUAAAAGCUGCCUCCAGCUCCUAACUCCAGCUUCCUGCCAGUGCAGACCCUGGAGGCAGUGGUGAUGGCCCAAAUAAGUGGAUUCCUGCCGCCUGCACACCCACAUGAGACAGCUGGGUUGUGUCCGGCUUUAGCCUCUACCCAUCCCCUGCCAUUGCAAGCGUAUGGGUUGUGAACCAGCAGAUGAGAGCUCUCUGUCUACCCAUAUGUUUAUUUUGUUCUGUCUUUCUGCUUCUCAAAUAAAUAAAUAUUAAAAUAAAAAAAAAAACCUUAGUGCUGAUGUCAUGGCACAGGGGGUUAAGCCACCAGCUGUGAUGCCAGCUUCUCCUAUUUUUUUUUAUUAUUUAUUUAUUUGAAAGUCAGAGUUACACAGAGGAGAGAGAGAGAGAGAGAGAGAGAGAGAGAGAGAGAGAGAGAGAGAGAGAUGGCUGCAAUGGCCGGAGCUGCGCUGAUCCAAAGCCAGGAGCCAGGAACUUCUUCUGGGUCUCCCACGUAGGUACAGGGGCCCAAGCAGUUGGGCCAUCUUCCAUUGCUUUCCCAGGCCAUAGCAGGGAGCUGGAUUGGAAGAGGAGCAGCCAGGACUAGAACCAGCGCCCAUAUGGGAUGCUGGUGCUUCAAGCCAGGGCAUUAACCAGCUGAGCCACAGCACCGCACCCCCCAGCUUCCCCUAUGUUUCAAGUACUGGCUGCUCUGCUUCUGAUCCAGCUCCAUACUAAUGAGCCUGAGAAAGUAGUAGAAGAUGGUCCAAGUCCUUGGGCCCCUGCCACCCAUGUGGGAGACCCUGAAGGAGUUUCUGGCUCCUCACUUCAGCCUAGCCCAGCCCCAACCA
This is a messenger RNA of Lepus europaeus (European hare), 5609 nucleotides long. It is a transcript of the gene RAPGEFL1, whose product is annotated as Rap guanine nucleotide exchange factor like 1. Lineage: Eukaryota; Metazoa; Chordata; Mammalia; Lagomorpha; Leporidae. The record is from RefSeq and is a predicted model, not a curated record. The transcript has 16 exons. Bases 274 to 2265 code for a protein of 663 amino acids. Gene Ontology annotation, cellular component: plasma membrane. Gene Ontology annotation, molecular function: guanyl-nucleotide exchange factor activity. Gene Ontology annotation, biological process: Ras protein signal transduction; positive regulation of GTPase activity.